Messenger RNA from Filobasidium floriforme, 1570 nucleotides. Its product is annotated as cwf21 domain-containing protein. The record is from RefSeq and is a predicted model, not a curated record. Lineage: Eukaryota; Fungi; Basidiomycota; Tremellomycetes; Filobasidiales; Filobasidiaceae. The transcript has 5 exons. The coding region runs from base 136 to 1374 and encodes 412 amino acids.
UCCUGACAAUCCUCUGCCAGCGGAAAACCUUCGACGCUCUCCCUCCCAAUCCCCCCAACAACUAUAUAAACACAGCGACCUUCCUUCCUUACACUCGAACUCAUCUACCUCCUCACACGUCUUCUCUUUUGAAAGAUGCCUUACAACGGUAUCGGUAUCGAGACUCCGAGAGGAACCGGUACAUCCGGCCAUGUCAUCCGUAACCUCUCUCACCUUCGCCCGCGAGAAGGUCCUCCCCCAGGCUCGUCGCGUCCAGGAGACUUUGGCACCGGAGCCAACUCGUUCGGACCGCCCGUGCAUCGAGCGCCUGAUGCAGGGAUCUUGGACCAUGAGAGGAAGAGAAAGGUAGAAGUCAAGUGUUUCGAGUUGAGGGAAGAAUUGGAGGAGAAAGGCCUGGACGAAGAAUCCAUCGAUACCCAAGUCCAAUCGCUCCGUCUCCGCCUGCUCGCCCAAGCGCCUACACCCGCAAACUCCCAAGCCCAGAGUAAACAGGAUAUCCGGAACUUGAAGUCUCAUGACUCUCAUGCACUCGCCGCGGCCAAGCAGCAGGAGAUGAACAGGAUGGGAAGGGCGUUCGGGAUCGGGCAGGGAUAUGUCGAGGGAAAAGCUUUCGACCGAGAAGCCUUGGAGGUUGAGAGGGCAGAGAGGGCCGCUAAGCGGGAGGAGGCCGAACGUCAGCGCAUAGAGAUGGUUGCCAAGCGGGAGAAGGAGAGGGAAGAUAGAGAAGCUGCUUUCAAGGAGAGCGAGAAGAAGCGACGAAGAGAAGAGUAUUACCGACGACUGGAAGCUGAGAAGCGAGCCAAUGAAGGGCCUGCAGAUGGAAGAGACGGCUUGGACUACGAGUCGACAAGGGCACCGGCGGGCCGACCGGAUCGAUCGCCUUCUCCACCUCCACGAGCCCGACGUCGGUACUCGGACUCGAGAUCCCGGUCACCCCCUCCUCGUCGAGCUCCGAGGGGCGACUCUCGUUCGCCUUCGCCUCCCUCUCGACGACGUCAAUAUUCUCUCUCACGAUCCCCUCCUCGUCGAAGACGAUACUCGGACUCGCGUUCUCCACCUCCCCGACGACCCGACCACCGGGCCAGGUCCCGGACCCCCGUCGACACUCGGAUGAGGUCGGUCUCACCACCUCCAGGUGUUGCCAUCAACCGAGCUCCUGCAGGACGACCACGCUCGCCAUCCCCCUCUCGAUCCAGGUCGCCGCCUCCCCGUCGACGAGACUCGCGUAGCCCGCUCCCACCUCGCCGCGAUUCCAGGUCUCCGCCUCGACGACGACGACGUUCAGGAAGUUUCAGCAGCGACUCCAGCGCUUCAGACAGUGACGACUCGAGGUCGCCUCCGCGUAGAGCACGACGCAGAAGUGCUACGCCCUGAAGCGUCUAAUUCUGGGCGUUGAUUGCUACGAUAUAUCACGAUACAGCUCCGAAAAUGAAGCUACAUGAUGCCCCUACUGUUGGUCUUAAAAUUAGUUGUACAUAUAUAACAGUCCCGGGCUAGAGGACCAUGUCAAUCUAUAUCAACCUUGAACAGGUUCGAAACAACUUUCGUUGAUCUGUGACCGAUGCUAGUG